Messenger RNA from Phacochoerus africanus (Common warthog), 1317 nucleotides. RefSeq names its product sarcoglycan beta (gene SGCB). The record is from RefSeq and is a predicted model, not a curated record. NCBI's taxonomy places the organism in Eukaryota, Metazoa, Chordata, Mammalia, Artiodactyla, Suidae. The transcript has 6 exons. The coding region runs from base 17 to 976 and encodes 319 amino acids. Gene Ontology annotation, cellular component: sarcoglycan complex; sarcolemma. Gene Ontology annotation, biological process: muscle organ development.
CGGCCGGCGCGGGAAGAUGGCGGCAGCGGCGGCGGCGGCCGCGGCCGAGCAGCAAAGUUCCAAUGGUCCUGUAAAGAAGUCCAUGCGUGAGAAGGCGGUUGAGAGAAGGAACGUCAACAAAGAGCACAAUAGUAACUUUAAAGCCGGAUAUAUUCCAAUCGAUGAAGAUCGCCUGCAUAAGACGGGGCUGAGAGGGAGAAAGGGCAAUUUAGCCAUCUGUGUGAUUAUCCUCCUGUUUAUCCUGGCUGUCAUCAAUUUAAUCAUAACACUUGUUAUCUGGGCUGUGAUUCGCAUUGGACCAAAUGGCUGUGACAGCAUGGAAUUUCAUGAAAGUGGUCUGCUUCGAUUCAAGCAAGUAUCUGACAUGGGAGUUAUACAUCCUCUUUAUAAAAGCACAGUGGGAGGAAGGCGAAAUGAAAAUUUAGUCAUCACUGGCAACAAUCAGCCUAUUGUUUUCCAGCAAGGGACAACAAAGCUCAGUGUAGAAAAGAACAAAACUUCUAUUACAAGCGACAUUGGUAUGCAGUUUUUUGACCCAAGGACUCAGAAUAUCUUAUUCAGCACGGACUAUGAGACUCAUGAGUUUCAUUUGCCAAGUGGAGUGAAAAGUUUGAAUGUUCAAAAAGCAUCUACCGAAAGGAUUACCAGCAAUGCUACUAGUGACUUAAAUAUAAAAGUUGAUGGACGUGCUAUUGUGCGUGGAAAUGAAGGAGUAUUCAUUAUGGGCAAAACCAUUGAAUUUCACAUGGGUGGUAAUAUGGAGUUAAAGGCUGAAAACAGCAUCAUCCUAAACGGAACUGUGACAGUCAGCACCACUCGCCUGCCCAGUUCCUCCAGCGGAGACCAGUUCGGCAGUGGUGACUGGGUGCGCUACAAGCUCUGCAUGUGCGCUGACGGGACCCUCUUCAAAGUACAGGUGACGGGCCAGAACAUGGGCUGCCAAACCUCAGACAACCCCUGUGGAGACACUCGUUAGAAGCAGCCGAGAGGUGGCCAACGUGUUCCUGACGUGACUUGACAGUUUUUACGAGUAGGCAUGCAAAUCGUGUUUUUAUAGAGUUAUGAUAACUCAUAACUCUUUUAUCUGCAGAGCAGUACUGUUAGCUAUCAUGUAAGCCCCACGUUUAAAAAUAUCCUCAGAGAGCCUAAAUUCUUACACAUUUCAUCAAGUUGCACUGAUCUUCAAUUUACAGUCCUCUGAAAUAAUUUGAGAGAAGUGAAGGCAAUCAAAAUCUUUGAAGAAGUGGGGUUUUUUGGUUUUGUUUUUGUUUUAUUUUUAGGGCUGCACUAGCGACAAAUAGAGGUUCCCAGGCUAGG